UUACAUAGGCAACUAUCGAUAUGAACGCCUGCGCUGCGAUCCUGUACGAUCCUUCCUCUGUUUCAAGUGGUCACCUCGAGGGCUGAAUGAGAGCCGAAAUAUUCUUUUCCUGACUUUAGGCAACUGUUUAGGCGAAUAGCCAUACUUAUCAUACCAAAGGGAUUAUUGAUGUGAUCAAGUGACGCCGAUGGUCGCUAGCAGUGCAUGCAGGCUGGGUACCUUCAAGGAGAUAAUACUAUUAAUAGUCAUUUUUACUUGUGUCCUUCAGUUCUGUACGGAUAGUCGGCUGUCGUGCAGCAAUAGACGGACUCAUUCCUGUGCACUGUCUGUAGGCACCCUCAUUCCUGUGAUCCACUCUGCCCUCCAGAUACAGGGCUGAAAGGCUUGGCCUACAAGCAGCCAAUUGAAGACUGAUUUGUGAAUCAACAAAUCUGUAGUUGUAAGCUUUAUUGGUGUGCUAGCAUGAUGAGUAACAGCACUGAUGAUGGACUGCUGAAUACCACACAGCUAGCUGGCUGUGUGGAUGAUACACUAGUGCCCUAUGUCAGCCAAAUCUUCACGGAUGACCUUGAUACUGGCACACGUGUACUGUACGCCUUUGCCAUCGCUAGCGCGCUUAUCAACUUAGUCCUGUAUCUAGUCAGGGUCAACCGAGACAGACCGCCCUACGAUGAUCCAUCAUUGUUCAAAACAAACCUAGUGCUGGUGGCAUUGCCAAUGGUCAUUUCCAUUUCCAGCCUGUGUGGAGUAAUCGUACCACGCUCUUUAGUUCUCGUUGGCCUUGUGCAGAAUGUGUAUUUUUCCUUCUGCAUCGCUCGCUUUCUUAGCAUCAUGGUGAGGCUCUUGGGCCAUCGCGAUCAACUUGUUAAAAAGCUGAGCGGUACGCGAAUGGAACUGGGCCGUGCUGUGCCAGGCUUUGGCAUCUGCUGUGCACCGUGUUGCGCACGCCCAGCUUUUAAAAGCUCCCAUCUGAUUGUACUGGCAUACUGCAUCUACCAGUACUGCAUUCUACAACCACUCAUUUCAUUCCUGGCAGCUGUCCUGUACGACAAUGGCAACUACAUUGAAGGCUAUGUCAGCAAGUAUGAUGCCUACAUUUAUCUCAAAUGCUUGCAAGUGGCUAGCAUGCUGUUAGCCUUCUACUGCGUGACUCUUAUCAGAUUAAUGGUGGAACCGAUUCUCACGAACUACUAUGUCGGUCGCAAGUUCCUGGUGCUGAAAACUGCAAUGCUGAUGCUCAACCUUCAGUCGCUUCUCUUUGGAAUUCUGGCUCGUGCUGAUGUGAUUAAGUGCAAUAUGCACUUCAGCAAGGCGGCACAAUCAUCAUACUAUCUGGGCUUUGCGCUCAUCUUUGAAAUGCUGCCUCUCUGCUGCUUCACGGUGUUUUUGGCGUACCCUUUCUCGGACAAGCUGGACCGGCACACUCCAGUGCAGCGAGAGUCUGUCAGUGAGCUGAGCAAGUCCGAUGUCGGUGCGGCAACAGUCCAGCAAGAUGACGAUGUUGUUUAGAUCUAGAAAGACAAUCACUACUACAGGCAUGGUCUUGCGUUAGCAAUGGACAAGGCUGACGGGCACGGCCGGUCAUUCAGUGCAAGCAGGAUGGCCGGCGUCAACGUGGCAAAGGCAGACACUACUAUAACAGCUCAAGGACACACACACACACUGGUACACUGUGGAGUGGAUAUUGCUAUUUUAGUACCGUACUUGUGCAGCGUGUACCAUUACUACAAGUACAGAUCAGCGGAUAUUUUAGCCCUUUAUGGACAAUCGCACGACUUUCGAUCAUAUAUGAUCGAAACUUCAAGCGGGGAUUUCAGCGGGCGAUCUUCAUCGUUUUUCGAUUUUUUUCGAUAAAUCCUCGGCUGUGAUGCAUGCGGAUCGAAUGAGCAUAACAUCUAUGCACCUCACAAGUAAAAAAAGGUCGCGAAAAAUCUCACUGAACAUGGCAAACUCAACAGUGCAUUCGCUCUCAAUGGAAGUCAAACAUUUUUCAACACUUCACGUUGGCAACUUUUAUUGAUCCGAAUUUGGUCUGGUCUUUUUUAUAUGAAAGCUUUGUCCACCUAAACCGAUCUGCAUACAACUUGUAUCAUAACUGUUCUUGAGUUACAGCAGUCAAUUGAA
Molecule: messenger RNA, 2124 nt
Organism: Sycon ciliatum
Lineage: Eukaryota; Metazoa; Porifera; Calcarea; Leucosolenida; Sycettidae
Product: organic solute transporter subunit alpha-like
Exons: 8
Coding region: 463-1509 (348 amino acids)
Biological process (GO): transport
Cellular component (GO): membrane
Molecular function (GO): transporter activity
Source: RefSeq, a predicted model, not a curated record